Messenger RNA from Pelodiscus sinensis (Chinese soft-shelled turtle), 4159 nucleotides. It is a transcript of the gene GABRA3, whose product is annotated as gamma-aminobutyric acid type A receptor subunit alpha3. Gene Ontology annotation, cellular component: membrane. Gene Ontology annotation, molecular function: GABA-A receptor activity; extracellular ligand-gated monoatomic ion channel activity. Lineage: Eukaryota; Metazoa; Chordata; Testudines; Trionychidae. The record is from RefSeq and is a predicted model, not a curated record. Gene Ontology annotation, biological process: chloride transport; gamma-aminobutyric acid signaling pathway; monoatomic ion transmembrane transport.
GAGGGAAUGAGGCAGGUGGGGAGGAGACUUUCUUUUCAUCUCCAAUCUCAGAACGGCUAAAGGAGAAUCUCAGGCAGCCGUCCCUACAAUAAUACGACUGUCUGUCUGUCUGUCUGUCUGUCUGUCUCGCUGGUCUUCUCUCCCCUGGAGCAAAUACAAGAAUACCCCCCUGUCGCCUCAGUUGAAGCAACAGAGGUUUAAAUGCUUUCAGCUCCACCACUGUAUUCAGAUACCGCUGGACCAGAGGAGCGGUCGAGCUCCGAGAGCCGUGAACUGAAACCCCCAAGCCUACGAAAAAGGGAGCGCAAAAGACAGAAGAAAAGCAAGCGAGCAGGAAAUCCAACGGCAACACUCCCAUAACUCGCUCCAGCUCAUUCAUUUUUCUUCUCCUGGCAGCUCUGGGGAAAGGGUCGUGUGGCGUGGUCUCCUGCUCUCCAUCGGUGUAUCUCCAGGACAUGGCGCUGAGUGUCCCAGGAACGAUUCCUCUCUGCAUCGUUAGCCUCGGAGUUCUGCUCCUGGCUUAUGCUCGCCUUGCUGACGCUGGGCUUUCUCAGAAGCAUGGUCCAGAUAUUGUUGAUGACAGCAAGGACAAUAUCACCAUCUUCACACGCAUCCUGGACCGGCUGCUGGAUGGCUAUGACAAUCGGCUGAGACCGGGACUCGGAGACAGCGUCACCGAAGUCAAGACAGACAUUUAUGUGACAAGUUUCGGCCCGGUCUCAGACACAGACAUGGAAUACACCAUUGAUGUCUUUUUCCGGCAGUCCUGGAGAGACGAAAGGCUGAAAUUCGACGGCCCCAUGAAGGUCCUUCCGCUGAACAACCUGCUGGCCAGUAAGAUCUGGACUCCUGACACCUUCUUUCACAACGGCAAGAAAUCUGUGGCCCACAACAUGACCACUCCCAACAAGCUGCUGCGGCUGGUGGACAAUGGUACCCUUCUGUACACCAUGAGGUUAACCAUUCACGCUGAGUGCCCCAUGCACCUGGAGGACUUCCCGAUGGACGUGCAUGCCUGCCCGCUGAAAUUUGGGAGCUACGCCUACACGAAGACGGAGGUGAUCUACACGUGGACGCUGGGAAAGGAUAAAUCGGUGGAAGUGGCCAAAGGAGGCUCUCGCCUGAAUCAAUACGACCUCCUGGGCCAUGUUGUCGGGACAGAGAUGGUCCGAUCCAGUACAGGGGAAUAUGUCGUCAUGACCACGCACUUCCACCUCAAGCGGAAGAUUGGGUACUUUGUGAUCCAGACAUACCUGCCCUGCAUUAUGACUGUCAUCCUAUCACAGGUUUCCUUCUGGCUUAACAGGGAGUCUGUUCCUGCCCGGACUGUGUUCGGCGUCACCACCGUCCUCACCAUGACCACACUGAGCAUCAGCGCCAGAAACUCCUUACCCAAAGUGGCGUACGCGACGGCCAUGGACUGGUUCAUAGCCGUCUGUUACGCCUUCGUGUUUUCUGCGCUGAUCGAGUUUGCCACCGUCAACUACUUCACCAAGCGGAGCUGGGCCUGGGAUGGCAAGAAGGUGCUGGAGGCCCAGGAGAUGAAGAAAAAGGAGCCGGUGGCGCUGGCCAAGAAAGCCAACAAUACCUACAACAUCGUGGGCACCACAUAUGCCCUCAACAUCGCCAAGGACCCCGGCCUGCCCACCAUCUCCAAGAGUGCCACCGGCACUGCCACGGCCACGGCCACCGUGCCCCCCAAGGUGCCCCGUGUGGAGGAGAAGCCGCCGGAAAGCAAGAAGACCUAUAACAGCGUCAGCAAGGUGGACAAGAUGUCGCGCAUUGUCUUUCCGGUCCUCUUCGCCAUUUUCAACCUGGUCUACUGGGCCACGUAUGUAAACCGGGAGUCGGCCAUCAAAGGCAUGAUCCCCAAACAAUAACCCAGCCACACAAACCUGCCAUCCGCGAGCGCCAUCCAGGCUGGAAUUUGCUGGGGUUUUCUUCUUCUUCUGCCUUUGGUUUAUGAAGUUGAUCAUAUUAAUUUGACCUAGUAUGAUGAUGAUUUGAAUAUUUUUCACGUGAACAAAACUGUGAUAUUUAUUUAACCCCCUCUUGGUUUAUUUUAGUUUUAUUUUUUGUUGGUGAUGAUGCAAAAUGAUCAGAAAAAAAAGUGUGCCUCUAGCAUCGUGGGUCUGAUGUCCCUCCUCGUCCCCCCAUGUCUCUCCACCUCCAGUCCCUGUGAAAUGAAAGCUGCUUGCAUGCUGUUUUCAUUCCAUGCUAAGCUUUGCUGAGGCUGGCUGGGGUGUUUUUUCCACCUCGGUCCCACCCUGUGAUUGGCUGCCCUGGGUUUUGUGGAUCCCUGUUGCUCAGAUGCUUCUGGGCAGAUAGGUUCAAGGAUGCAGGGACCUCUGGGGACCUCCUGCCAGUCGGACGGACUGACUGUGUUAUUCUUGGCAGUAACUUUAUUCUUAGAGCAGCACUGGGUGGGUGAGUGGUUCUAGACUCUGGGAGCUAAUUAGUGUCCACUUCUCCAUCCUUCCCCAACCAUCCGCCUUCCCACUUCUUUCCCUCAGAACCAAGCACCCCCAGCAGAUUAUCCUCUUCCACUGUCGUCCUCCCACCCUCUCCGACUGGCCGUGGGCUGUUCCUGAGCCCACUGGGCACCUCAUGUGGCGCUUGCCAUCGGAGGAAGACCCAUUCAGCGUCCUCAGGGUGAAUCAGGGAGUAAAGGAGCAGAGACACCAGGAGCAGAGGAGAGGUUUCUAAGCCUUGCAAAGUUGCAGGCCGGAAGGGAAGGUGCGGACUGUGGUGCCUAUCUCCUUGCUCCACCUCCUCCUCAACUUUUCCCCUCCCUACUCCCGUUCUUCCCAAAUCAUCCGUUCUCCUACCACCCCCAGCCACAAGCUUUUCCCAGUCUCCUGUCUGAGGGUGGAACGGGACCAGUGCGGGGUCUGGAACCGGGCAGCGCUGUAGGAUUAGCAGCAGCGUGGCAUAGAGAGAUGCAAAUGGAGCCCAGCCCGGCCGUCUCAUUCACUAGCCUGCCCCUGGCUGUUGCCAGCCCCAGAGAAACGUGCCAGAGCCCCAAGGCAGGCAGAUAGGGGAUACUCUGAGAUCCCCGGGCUUGCUCAGGAGGGAGUGAGGAGCUCACAGGCCCAGACUGCACCUUGCGUUUCCACAGGGCCCGUCACCCCAGAGAGCCGACGCAGCUCCCAGCCGCGGAGUGACUCUGGGGCAAGGCACAGUGGCUGCGUCACUUCCCAGCAGUGCCGAGCAGUGAUUUAGGGAAGGUUUAGGGCCUUCGGGUGUUGGAGUUUGCCAGGAGGGAGGGAUUAACGCCACCACUUUUGCAACCCCACCUCCUGGAAUGCUACUGGGUCCCAACACCAUUGCUGUCACGAACCCCCAUGUUCCACACACCAGCCGCUCUCACCCCCCGGCUGCCAACUCCCGACUCCCAACGCUGGAGGGGCCAACUGGCAACCGGCUCUUUCCUGGCCACCAAGGCCAGUCCUUUGCCAAGGGCCAGCUGGCUGUUUUGGACAGUGCCUCCAGGCCAUUUUCUUAACGAACCGAGACAGCGUGUGUGCACCAAAGCAGUCAUGUCGCCAUCCCGGGGAGGGCUGAGUGAGUGACAUAGAAACCCUCCGCAAGCAAACUCAAUAUCAUGGUGACUAACGAAUAUCAGGGGUUUGCACAUGGUACGCGGUCGAAUGCAGGCUUAAACGUGGGCCCUACAGCGUCACAGAGGCCUCGGCAGUCACAUGCAGUGUGCUCCAACUGCUCACGUGAGGUCGGCCCCUUCCGCCGUUAAGCCUUGGUCCAGUGUCUCACGGGACACAUUCUUGCUGCCGACUGUCCGGCUGCCUGGCAGAGUUCUUUGAUGGCUCUUUAUUAUAACUCUUGCUCAAUUACUUACAAGGCCAAUUACUUUCAUCCUAGGUGAAACCAGCCACAAACUUCCAGCUGCUCGCAUUAGCCAUUCACUUCUCCCCUCUCCCUACUUGGGAAACUGAUUCCCAAGGGAUAUGUGCUGCCUUCUGAGUCAUCCUGGCCACAGCUAGUCCCUGCAACUCUGUAGCGGCAUGUGGGCCAGGCCCAAGCCUUAGGUAAGGUAAUGAAGGGGCGAGGCCUUCACUGUGGUCUGAGGGUGUGUCGAGACUACACCUCUCUGUCGACAAAGAGAUGUAGAUUAGGCACAUCGAAAUUGCUAAUGAAGCUG